Maudiozyma barnettii is the source of this 279-nucleotide messenger RNA. It is a transcript of the gene RPL43A, whose product is annotated as 60S ribosomal protein eL43. Gene Ontology annotation, biological process: translation. The record is from RefSeq and is a predicted model, not a curated record. The coding region runs from base 1 to 279 and encodes 92 amino acids. Gene Ontology annotation, molecular function: structural constituent of ribosome. Gene Ontology annotation, cellular component: ribosome. The transcript has 2 exons. NCBI's taxonomy places the organism in Eukaryota, Fungi, Ascomycota, Saccharomycetes, Saccharomycetales, Saccharomycetaceae.
AUGGCUAAAAGAACAAAGAAGGUUGGUAUCACCGGUAAGUACGGUGUUCGUUACGGUUCCUCUCUAAGAAGACAAGUUAAGAAGCUAGAAGUUCAACAACACGCUAGAUACGACUGUUCUUUCUGUGGUAAGAAGACCGUUAGAAGAGGUGCUGCUGGUAUCUGGACUUGUGGUUCUUGUAAGAAGACUGUUGCUGGUGGUGCUUACACUGUUUCCACUGCUGCUGCCGCCACUGUCAGAUCCACUAUCAGAAGACUAAGAGAAAUGGCUGAAGCUUAA